This is a messenger RNA of Pseudovirgaria hyperparasitica, 1528 nucleotides long. Its product is annotated as geranylgeranyl transferase type-2 subunit alpha. Gene Ontology annotation, biological process: protein geranylgeranylation. Lineage: Eukaryota; Fungi; Ascomycota; Dothideomycetes; Acrospermales; Acrospermaceae. The transcript is spliced from 3 exons. Bases 86 to 1195 code for a protein of 369 amino acids. Gene Ontology annotation, cellular component: cytoplasm; Rab-protein geranylgeranyltransferase complex. Gene Ontology annotation, molecular function: Rab geranylgeranyltransferase activity. The record is from RefSeq and is a predicted model, not a curated record.
CAUCCUCUCGCCUUCUCAGCCUGCGAGCGAUAUUGACAUCUUUCAUCAUCGUGAACCAUAGGAUUAAGUUAUACUUUUCUACUUGAUGGCAAGCCAUGGUGUUCCGCGCGUGAGAGGUGUCGAGAACUCUGCCAAGUCCGAACACGCGAAACAGAAAGAACAAGAAAAGAUCGCGAAAUACAAGACACUCAACGACACGGUCAAGACUCGAAUAGCUGACAAGCAAUACACCCUCGACACUUUCCACCACACCUCGGAGCUACUCACCGAAAACCCUGAAUACUACACAAUAUGGAACCACCGUCGAACUAUCCUCCUGCAUCUCUUCCAACCUAUCCCUCACGAUGAUCCAUCAACAGAAUCGACGUCCGACAGCGCGCCAUCGCCGGUCCCAAGCCCCUCCGUCCAGCACAUACACGACCUCAUAACGACCGAUCUACGAUUUCUCAUUCCCCUCCUCCAGAAAUUCCCCAAAUGCUAUUGGAUAUGGAAUCAUCGCCUGUGGCUUCUCUCACAAGCAUCACUGCUUCUCUCAACACCCACGUCCAUAGAUAUCUGGCGCGAGGAGCUUGGCCUUGUGAGCAAAAUGCUAGCACGCGACGCGCGCAACUUCCACGCCUGGGAUUACCGUCGGUUCGUAGUGUCGCGCCACGAACAACAGACAGGGAAGAGCUUAACUGAGGAAGAGUUUGCAUAUACGACGAAAAAGGUCAUGGGAAAUCUGAGCAAUUUCUCGGCUUGGCAUUAUAGAAGUAAGCUUAUUCCACGUCUACUGGAUGAGCGCGAGGCAGGCAAGGAGGACAGGAAGAGAAUGCUAGACGCAGAAUUUGACUUUGUUAACGAGGCUCUCAAUACUGAUCCGUAUGACCAGAGCCUAUGGUUCUAUCAUCAGUUCCUGGUCAGCACCUUGCAGCCAGAUGCAUCGGAGAAAAUCGCGACAGAACUAAGUAACCGGGAUCGCGUAGCAAGACUGGAGGCGGAGAUUGAGGCGAUCCGGGAGAUUGAGGAUGAUACGAAAGAUUGCAAGUGGCUAUACCAGAGCUUACUCAAGUAUUCGGCUAUAUUGCUCGACGUCGAAGCGGCGCAAAAGGCUGUCACGAACGAGGAUUUGAGUGUGUGGAUGUUGCAGCUGGAAACGCUGGAUCCAUUACGAGCAGGAAGAUGGACCGACCUAAAAAAACGUCUAAAUAUGUAGAGCACUCAGACUUCGACCUGACUCAUCGCAAUUAUUACGCUUUCCACCUGAGUAAUGUGAAUGAGUGCUUCAAGAAACUGAACUGGCCCUCCCCAUUCCAGGUGCUCUCCUCCAGUCCAACCUCCUCCUGGCCCUCCUUGUUGACAACGCCUGUGUUCUUACCUGUCACGGUGUACACCUGCACUUCCUUGGAAUCGACCCCAUUUAGAUCAGUGCUGAAGUCCCUCUCGUCAUGAAUGUUGACAACAGCAAGACUGACCCACCCAUCAUCACUCACCGCCGCGCUCACAUCCAACCAAGGCGUCUCUAUUGCGCCUCUGAUCCACCCAGGCU